UACCUAGAACAUUAGAUCGUCACUUUUUCCCAGAAGCCCAAAAAUCCUUCCUCUCCUUUACAGUAUUCAUCUCACCGUUUGCCUUGCACACAAAGGCUUUUGCUUGUUUUUAUGAUCAGUAAUUUUACUUUUUUACGACUUUGUUCUAGAGAUAAGCUUACUGACUGAGGUUUGAGAGGAGGUUCUUCCCCACUGGUUUGGCACAAAGAUAGAGAGGAAGAGGGUAAAUUUGAGCGCCAUGGCGAUAGAAGACGCGUCGCAGAGUUGGAUGGGGACGUCAUUGAAGCAUGUUUCUCUUAUUACUGUGAGGAUAUACUUCUGUGGAUGUCUGUCUUCAACUGAUGCUAAUAUUUUCUCAGCUUACUUUCCAAAACUCAGCCCUCAUACUCGUAUGUUGACAUCAUCCAGACGCUUCCACUUUCUCCUCGACAAGAAAUUUUGGCACAGAGAGAUAGCUAAUAUGGAUGUAGUUAAUGCAUUAUAGUAGGAUAGUGCCAUUAGCGGGUGGGCAUAGAUAUUUUACCUCGACAGCGGUUUUCCUCAAUGAGAUCAUGAAGUUGGCUGUUUCCUUGACGAUUGCUAUGUACGAUAUUUCACGAACGUUACCCCCAUCUACGCCCGCGACGGUCCUUUUUGAACAAUUGUAUAUGUCGGUAUUUUCUGGGGAUGGUUGGAAAUUAGCUAUCCCAGCUACUUUGUACACUCUGCAGAAUUCGUUACAGUAUACUGCUGUGAGCAAUCUUGAAGCUGUACAUUUCCAAAUUUUGUAUCAAUUGAAAGUUAGUUCUGCCUAUUGUAUGUGCAAGAUGUUCAUUUACUGAUUUGACCAAAUAGAUUCUCACAACGGCAAUUUUCAGUGUGGUUUUACUAGGAAGGGCGCUGUCUUCUAAAAGAUGGAUAGCUCUCGUUUUACUCACAAUUGGAGUUACGAUUGUCCAACUACCGACCAGCGGCCCGUCUGCAUAUUCCACUCUUAACGGUUCACAAUCACGAUUUUACUUUCCACGAUCCUUUCACGAAUUGGGACAAAUGGGUAAUGGUGCGGUGGAAGUAGCAGCCGAAUUAACGAAACGUGGUAUGGAGGGGUUAUCCGAAGGUCUCACGAAGAGAUCUGCUACAUAUGAGGGUAUACAAGAGGACCAAGGACUAGUCAGACCGAUUAUGAACUAUCCCAUUGGUCUUAUGGCUGUUUUGGCUGCGGCUGUGAUAUCAGGUCUUACGGGAGUAUAUUUCGAAAAGGUGUUGAAGGAAUCUACGACUCAUGUUACGAUUUGGACGAGAAAUGUGCAGCUCUCUUUCUAUUCUCUCUUCCCGUCUUUGAUAUUCGGAGUGAUGUUCAAAGAUGGGGAACAAAUUGCCGAGAACGGCUUCUUUGCUGGGUAUAAUGCGGUGGUGUGGACUGCUAUUGUUAUGCAAGCCCUGGGUGGGAUCCUCGUUGCACUUUGCAUAAAUUACAGCGAUAAUAUCGCAAAGAACUUUGCUACAAGUAUUAGUAUUAUUAUUAGUUUCAUUUUCAGCGUUUGGUUCUUUGAUUUUAAUGUUUCUCUCAAUGUAAGUCCUUGGGGAAAUUUCUUUUGGAUAUUAUAAAUACUCACAUAAUUAUAGUUCAUUUUCGGUACAUCGAUAGUUUUCUUUGCAACAUGGCUAUACAGUGGUCCGGAAAGAAAACGAAAUAGACCUCCACCAAUCAAUAUUGCGAGUUAUGAAAAGACGACCAUUGAUAAUGGUUUUACGCCAAAGCAUGAAGAGGAUAGGUCGAGUUUGACGUUGGAUCCAUUGAGUGGGUUGAAAGGUCCAGGGGCGGGGGCAUCUUUGUCGACUAGUAGGCCUAGUUCGCCUAUGAGACAUCAUUCGAGGGUGGGAAGUUUGAGAGGAAAGGUUAAGAGGGAUGAUUGAUCGUUUGGGCGAUUGGGUACGAUGGGGUGUGGCUGGACUGGGGGUUGAAAUGGGUGGUGCGUGGGUGCGAUUGAGACUUUUGAGGCAUUCUUCAGCUAUUUCGUCAUUUCAAGUUUCUUGAGCGUAUUGAUGCUGGUUUUUGUACAGUUGGCAAUUCGACGGCUUCGCUUGGGAAUUGGGUUCUGAUGGCGGGGUAAAAUACCGAGACGAGUAAAUGAUAUCAAGAUGGGAAAAUACAACACGGGUGCAUACACAUAGGAUACCUACUGGACAGCGAUGAAUUAUAUAAAUGAUUAUGGCAAGUCAGUCUUAGUGAUUGAUCUGCAUGAAAUGGCAAUGGAGAUGUGGAAAAAGGGAUAGACGACACGUGAGAUUUGACACGUGAUAGACACGAGAGGUAGAUUUCUGAAUACUAU
Sclerotinia trifoliorum is the source of this 2312-nucleotide messenger RNA. NCBI's taxonomy places the organism in Eukaryota, Fungi, Ascomycota, Leotiomycetes, Helotiales, Sclerotiniaceae. The record is from the annotation of a GenBank genome assembly.